AUGGCCGCCUUGAGUGGAAUGCAAUCGACUCAAGUCUCAGGAACACCGAUUCCCCAGUAUAUUUAUGGUGCUCCGCGCCCAUAUGGAGCAUUUUACGGCCGUCGAGAAGUCGCCACCUCGCCUCCGGGGACCAUGAUGAACCCUACAGUCGAUCAUACUACUACGAUGACCUCAACUGAUCCUGUGAUGUUCCAUCCAGCGUCCGCACCCAUGACUGAUUCUCACACUUCCAAGUCGAUGAACACGAUGGCUGCAACGAUGAUGAGCGAAUCCACUAAUGGAACAGCCAAAAUCGCUCGUCGACAAAUUUCUUCCGCAGCGUCAGGAGGAACCAUGCAGAUGGCUAACAAUCCCGACGGAGGUAUGAUGCCCCAUCCUAUGGGCCCACCUGGAGCAUUAGGUUCCCACAUGAUGUCCGCCACAGCAGGGUUUCCGGCAACUAUGAAUCACACUAUGGCCUCAACCACCACUCUACCACCUGGAUCCACUGUCAAGAUGGCUCCUACCAUCGCUUCCACGACCCAGCAACUCACCGAAGGCGUCGCGAAACCGAACAUUCGUCGAGAACUUUCUUCAUCGCCAUGGUCAAACAUGAUGAAUCAAACUAGUUCUGGCUCAUCAAGCCAUCCCAUGACUUCCACCUAUACCCCCUCUACAAGCGGAGCUGCGCCAGCUAUAUCAGCGAACAUGAUGCCUUCCAGCUCAAACUCCAACCUGGCAGCCGCAGCGUCUCACUUGAUGGCCACUCAAGGUACCCAAGCGAAUUUAGGACAGAUGUAUGGUACCACGCCUCCCGGAUCGAUGCAGAUGCCUUCAGGCGGACCGAGUCAGAUGGCUUCAAUUGGAUCAAACCAAAUGCCUUCUGCCGGGCUGAUGCAGAUGCCGUCGACCGGGUCGAUGCAGACGCCUUCAACCGGGUCGAUGCAGAUGCCUUCAACCGGGUCAAUGCAGAUGCCUUCAACCGGGUCGAUGCAGAUGGUCAGCAUGAACCCCUCUUCCACUGGACCUGCUAGGACAGUAGCUCGCCGCGAAUUUUAUUCCACAGCCUCUGGAAGUACGCCCUCUGCAAACGCAAUGCCAAGCACUGCUAGUACGACAGCCUCUGUCAUGAUGCCCAGUCAAGGCUACCCGGCCGCCAUGAGUCAAAACUACGGCCCCCCAUCCCAAAUCAACCCGCCCAACAUAAGUCAAAACUCUGUUAACCCGCCCAACAUGAGUCAAAACUUUGGUAACCCGCCCAAUACGAGUCAAAACUCCGGUAACCCGCCCAACAUGAGUCAAAACUCUGGUUACCCAUCGCAAGGGUACCCGGCCACCAUGAGUCAACCAUCUGGUCCUCCAUACACCACUUACCCGUCUGCGCAAACUGGCUCAGGAACAGGUUCAACUUCAAUGACAGGCUCCAGUCCAUUCGGCUCAAUGAAAGCCACAUCUGGCGCUUAUCCGAUGAUGAGCUCGGGAUCAAGUCCUUAUUCUUCCCCACUGAAUUCGAGUGCGCCCAUGGGUCAAAUGACUAGCCAAAGUCCUUAUGGGUCAGCCACCAUGAAUCCGAACUCGGCUGGAACCCCUGUCGUCUCGAUCCAAUACCUCGGCUCGAACCCCAGCACCUCAGCCCAAGGAAACCCCCUCACUUCUUCUGCAUUGAAUAGCCAACUUCCUCCCUCCUCUUACGGUUCUGGGCAGCCCAGCUCAUCCCGCUCUCCAGCUGCUGCGCAAUAG
Molecule: messenger RNA, 1719 nt
Organism: Puccinia triticina
Lineage: Eukaryota; Fungi; Basidiomycota; Pucciniomycetes; Pucciniales; Pucciniaceae
Exons: 3
Coding region: 1-1719 (572 amino acids)
Source: RefSeq, a predicted model, not a curated record